Messenger RNA from Nothoprocta perdicaria, 1283 nucleotides. It is a transcript of the gene DLK2, whose product is annotated as delta like non-canonical Notch ligand 2. Gene Ontology annotation, molecular function: calcium ion binding. Gene Ontology annotation, biological process: heterophilic cell-cell adhesion; establishment or maintenance of epithelial cell apical/basal polarity. NCBI's taxonomy places the organism in Eukaryota, Metazoa, Chordata, Aves, Tinamiformes, Tinamidae. The record is from RefSeq and is a predicted model, not a curated record. The coding region runs from base 25 to 1218 and encodes 397 amino acids. Gene Ontology annotation, cellular component: protein-containing complex; plasma membrane. The transcript has 5 exons.
CAUCUCGGUGGGGCCACGCUGACCAUGCUCAGGAGCUUCUGUCUCCAGCUCAUGUCCUUGGUUUGGAUCCUCUUGGCCCAUCACCAGCUUGCACAAGGUGAUGACUGCAGUGAGCGCUGUAAUCUCGCCCACGGCUGCUGUGACCAGGAUGGCAAGUGCAGGUGCGACCCAGGCUGGGAGGGCGAGUUCUGCGAGGAGUGCGUGCGCAUGCCGGGCUGCCUGCACGGCACGUGCCACCAGCCCUGGCAGUGCAUCUGCCACAGCGGCUGGGCCGGCAAGUUCUGCGACAAAGACAUACACAUCUGCGAACACCAGUCCCCGUGCCAGAACGGGGCCCAGUGCAUUUACGACCGAGAUGGGGAGUAUUCCUGCCUGUGUCCAGAAGGCUUCCACGGGAAGGACUGCGAACUGAAGACAGGGCCAUGUGAGAAGGCAGGGUCUCCGUGCAAGAACGGGGGGCAGUGUCAAGACGAGAAYGGCUUUGCCAGCAACUUCACGUGCCGGUGCCUCGCCGGCUUCGUGGGCGCCCUCUGCGAGACCGACGUGGAUGACUGCCUCAUGCGUCCCUGUGCCAACGGUGCCACCUGCCACGACGGCAUCAACCGCUUCUCUUGCCAGUGCCAGGUGGGCUUCGAGGGACGUUUCUGCACCAUCAACAUCAACGAYUGUGCCAGCCAGCCCUGCAAGAAUGGGGCAAAGUGCUACGACCGCAUCAACGACUACGACUGCUUGUGCCCUGACCGUUUUAUGGGCAAAACCUGCGAGAUUCCCAUCCCCGAGCCCACCUGGGCUGCCCCCUACCACGGAGCGAACCCCGAGAGCGUCGUUGUUGUGGUGAAGAGCACCACCAGCGAGAUGCCGGGGGUGACUCAGCUGGAGCCCGUCAGGACUGUGGUCACGGGGCGUCGCGUGGCCAACCACAGCGAGAAGGUGCCCGGGGAAGGGYUGUUGAAAAUCUCCGUGAAAGAGGUGGUGACGCAGCGGGACUCGGGGCUGAGCGAGGCCCAGCUGGUGACGGUGCUGGUGUUCGGGAUCCUCACCGCCGUGCUGGUCCUUGUCACCGUGCUCUUAAUCCUGAGGAACUGGCACAGGGGGCGUCAGAGGUCGAACUGGUGCCAAAGCCCCUCGCAGGCUGCGAGGAAGCUCCAGGACCAGGAGUGCCAGGUGGGCAUGCUAAACACAGUGCUGAUCGAGCCCAGAAAGACGACGGAGCUGUGAGGACUCUCAGAGCCAGGCCCCGGCCRGCCGCCGCGCCGGCACCCCCUCGAACUGCCGCCUGGGGA